Molecule: messenger RNA, 321 nt
Organism: Acanthoscelides obtectus
Lineage: Eukaryota; Metazoa; Arthropoda; Insecta; Coleoptera; Chrysomelidae
Source: the annotation of a GenBank genome assembly
AUGGAAACUGCAACCUGGUCUCUGUCUCGUCAGAAGCAGAGUCAGCUGAAGGCUGAGGUCUUCAGGGAUACUGUUAUUUUGGUCUAUGUCUCGUCAGGACAGCAGAGCCAGCUGAAGGCUGAGGUCUUCAGGGAUUCUGUUAUUUUGGUCUCUGUCUCAGUUGUCGCCGUCACUGUUAAAGAUUCGGCCUGUGGUGCAGAGGGCGUCGAGAACGUCGCAGCCAUCAGGAAGGCCGUGUAAGAAACGAAAAAUUUUGGCAAGCCGCUGCCGGUCACGAAGGGGUCCUGCAGUGUAGUUGCUGCUCUGAUAGCUAAGGGAACG